Molecule: messenger RNA, 2622 nt
Organism: Parnassius mnemosyne (clouded apollo)
Lineage: Eukaryota; Metazoa; Arthropoda; Insecta; Lepidoptera; Papilionidae
Source: the annotation of a GenBank genome assembly
AUGAAGAAACAUCAGACGCGCCAAAAGACUCUUAAUGAUCCGAUAAUAGUAUCGCGUGUGAAGAAUUAUUUAGCAGAAAAUGUGGAUAAAACAUUUGUCGAUGUCAGCCAAAUGGCGCGUUCUCUCAAAGAGCGAUAUCGUGAAUACAGCAAUAGAAGCGACAACGCAUUCUGUCAAAUGGUCGAAAGCGCGUACAAAGUGGUAUUACAAAGCUACGGAUUAGACGGGGCAACAACUUCUGAGGGUUCUGAGGAGGAAUCUGACAUAGAAUUAUUAGAUGAAAACAACAGUGCUCUUAACGACCGUUUAUUAGCGAUGUAUAAAAUGCAAGACAAGAAACGACCGGCGGCCUCCCGCAGAGCUACCGACAAAUCUGGCGAACCUAUUGACAUACUAAGUAGCGAUGAAGACGGCAGCGCCGCGCCGAAAUUACCGAAAAUCAAUGAUCAAAUUACGAUAACCCCACAUAUACCUUCAAAAAAUUCGAACAACGCUGCAACGGAAAGUACUAACAAAACAUCAGUUAUUCAAAAUGCGGUUGAUAAAAAACGAAGGCCUGAUACAAAUAAAAUUUCAUCAACAAAGAAAAAAUUCGAUAUAGGGGAAACAAAAAAUGUUAAAGUUAAUUUUGAAGACGUGGGUGGGCUGUCAGACAUUAUAACGCAAAUUUGUGACCUUAUAUUGCAUAUGAAACAUCCAGAGGUGUAUAAGGAAUUGGGUAUAAAGGCUCCCAGAGGAGCUUUAUUACAUGGGCCACCAGGAACUGGAAAAACAUUGAUAGCUCAUGCUAUUGCUGGUAAAUUGCAAUUACCUUUCAUUGCAGUUAGUGGUACUGAGUUAGUCGGUGGUGUAUCAGGCGAGUCUGAAGAACGAAUAAGAGAGUUAUUUGAGAGAGCCGUUUCUGUGGCACCCUGUAUUUUAUUCAUUGACGAAAUAGAUGCAGUGUGUGGAAAUAGAAUUCAUGCUCAGAAGGAUAUGGAGAAGCGCAUGGUAGCUCAAUUACUGGCUAGCUUGGAUAGCCUAAGUGAAAAUAGUGCUCCUGUUUUAAUACUUGCUGCGACAAAUAACCCUGAUGCUUUAGAUCCUGCUUUGAGAAGAGCUGGUCGCCUUGAACAGGAAAUAGCAUUGGGUAUUCCAACAUUAAACGCUAGAAAAGAGAUUCUAGAGAUUUUAUGCAAGAAUUUAGUAUUAGAUGCUGAUGUAGAUAUGAGUGCACUUGCUCAAAUCACUCCUGGUUUUGUAGGAGCUGACUUACAAGCACUUGUAAACAAAGCUAGUACUUAUGCCAUAAAAAGAAUUUUCUCAGAGAUUCGCCGUAAGGCAAAAGUACAAACUACGGUUAAUUUAAAUGAAGCUCCAAAAUCAAACGAGGACGUUAAUAUUGUUCCAAACGGAGAUAAAGAAAAUGAUGAGCCUACAGUCACAACUGCCAGCAGUGAAGAAAACAAUGAAAACAAUACAGAAGUAGUUCAAAAUCCACCUAAAGAUGAAACGGAACAACCAACAGAAAAUAGUAACAUUCCUGUAAGUACUGAUGAGGAAAGUCAUGUCAUUGUAACACCAAAGGAGGUACCUAACAAUCCUCUUAAUGAUGUUUUUAGCCUACUUGAAGACAACAUGCCGUAUACUGCUGAAGAAUUAACUGGCCUUUCUAUAAGACAUGAAGAUUUCACAAGAGCAUUAAAAACAACAAAGCCUUGUGCAGUGCGAGAAGGUAUUGUCACAGUCCCUGAUGUGUCAUGGGAUGAUGUGGGAUCUCUAAGCCAAGUUCGUAAAGAUUUACAAUUAGCAGUGUUAGCACCAGUUAAAUAUCCUGAACAACUAAAAAAACUUGGCUUGUCUGCCCCCAGUGGCGUCUUACUCUGUGGCCCUCCAGGGUGUGGGAAAACGUUAUUAGCCAAAGCUGUUGCUAAUGAAGCUGGAGUUAAUUUCAUAUCAGUGAAAGGACCUGAAUUAUUAAACAUGUAUGUGGGUGAGAGUGAAAGGGCUGUAAGGACAUGCUUCAGACGUGCGCGGAAUUCAGCCCCAUGUGUUAUAUUCUUUGAUGAAUUCGAUGCCUUAUGCCCUAGACGAACAUCACAGGAUAACAAUGGAGCUGCCAGAGUUGUGAAUCAAUUGCUCACAGAAAUGGAUGGUAUUGAGAGCCGUGAGGGUGUGUUUGUCUUGGCUGCAUCAAAUCGUCCUGAUAUCAUUGAUCCUGCUGUAUUACGACCAGGUCGAUUGGACCGUGUUAUGUAUGUUGGCAUGCCGGCUAGAGAAGAUAGGUAUGAUAUACUUCGAAAAUUAACAAAAGAGGGUACAAAGCCACAAUUAGGGCCUGAUGUAGAUUUACAAGUGAUUGCUGAAUUAACGGAAGGCUAUACGGGGGCAGACCUUUCUGGAUUGGUAAGGGCAGCAGCAACAAACACAUUGACAAGUCACAUUUCAAAUGGAACAUUAGAAGGUGAAAUCUUUGUGACAUUCGAAGACUUCGGAGCAGCUCUGGCAAAAUGUAAACCUUCAGUAUCAGCCAAGGAGCAAGUACAUUAUGAAAAGUUGAGACUGAAGUACUCUGGGAUUGAUGAAAAGGAUAUGGAAAUGGAAACCGAGCCAGCAAAUGAAGAAUCUAUGGACACUGUGUGA